Messenger RNA from Musca domestica (house fly), 576 nucleotides. It is a transcript of the gene Kaz-m1, whose product is annotated as enhancer of split M1 protein. Bases 92 to 556 code for a protein of 154 amino acids. The transcript has 3 exons. Lineage: Eukaryota; Metazoa; Arthropoda; Insecta; Diptera; Muscidae. Gene Ontology annotation, molecular function: protein binding. The record is from RefSeq and is a predicted model, not a curated record.
UAAACUAAAAGAAUAAAGUUCAGUGAGAGCGAAAAGAAGAGAGAAGAAUUAGAAAAUAAACUCUAAAAGCAAAAGAAAACCAAAAAUUAAAAUGUUUACCAAAAUCGUAAUAACUUUGAUGGUGUUGGGCGCCACUUUGGGCCCAUUGAAUGCCAAUCCCACCGAUGAACUCGAUUGCCCACAAAUCUGUCCGGCCUUGUAUGCCCCCCUCUGUGCCACCGAUGGCAAGAUGUACAAGGAGUUCAGCAAUCCCUGUGAAUUGAAGGCCAGCAAUUGUCGCCGGCAAAGGAAUUCAUUGACACCCUUCGCUGCCACUGCCAUGGACUGGUGCAGCACGGAAUUUGUGGAUACCAUAGAAAAUCUGUUUGUAAAAUUGAACAACUUGGAUCUCACCACCUCCAAGUGUUUGAAACCCUGUGCCAUGAUCUAUCAGCCGGUGUGUAUUUCCAAUGGCAAAUAUCGUGCCUUGGCCAGCAAUGAAUGUAUGAUGGAGACCAUCAACUGUGCCGUGGGCAAUGAGAAGGCCUUCAAAGUUCUCCAACAAGGAAGCUGUUAAAUGAACCAUGACAUUUUUUU